Molecule: messenger RNA, 696 nt
Organism: Aspergillus wentii DTO 134E9
Lineage: Eukaryota; Fungi; Ascomycota; Eurotiomycetes; Eurotiales; Aspergillaceae
Exons: 4
Coding region: 1-696 (231 amino acids)
Source: RefSeq, a predicted model, not a curated record
AUGGAGAGAGUUGACCCCUUCAAAUUUCCCGCGGGGUCUACGCUGAAAAAGUUUGAAAACACCAUAUUCGAAGUUGGCGAGCAUCGAUUCCGUCCAACCAGAAUUCUGUCUGAAAACUGGUACAACAACCAACGUAAAGGCGAAUUUGAAGGAGAGAAUGUCGGUACUGGGGAAGCUGUGAUUGUGAAAUUACGCGUGGAAACGGAUCCUUUCUUACUCAGUAAAGAGGAACAAGAACAAACAGUAAGAAGAAGCCUUGAAGUGUUCCGUCGGGAAUGUCGAGUCUUUGAAAAGGCUUCGCCAUCUGGAUACACCCCGAGAUAUAUUACGCACACCGAACUCGAGCAGGACGAUAAAUUCGAAUUUCCGAGUGGAUAUCUGGGCAUCUUGGUCCUGGCCAAAUAUUACACCAACAAAUACCCCGACAUCGUGACUGAUGCGACCCGAAAAGGAAACAUUGUCGAAUCUGAGAUGCCUGAGUUGAUAGAGCAAUUUGAGGAUAUGGCAGUUCGCAGACAAGGAAUAAAGCAUGGUGGUGGUGCCCCAGUCGAUAUAGAGUUCGACACUCAGAGCCGGAGAUUAUACAUGGUUGAUCCCUUCAAUAUGGAAGAGAUUGAGCCACACGAAGCAGAUCUUGCUGACCUGGGUGAGCUGAGGGCUGUUAAAAGGCAUCUUACCAAAUAUGGAUUUAAAUGA